AUGAAUGUUUGCGAUGUUGCCGGAACGUCUAAAAAGUUGCAGGAAAGAAGUCAAAUAAACGAAAAUAAACCAAAUACAAAUGAAAAUAAUGCACAAAAAGAACAAAAAGAAAAAAAUAAGUAUACCAAAAAUAACUCUAACAAUAAUAGUAGCAAAAAAGUUGUUGGAUCAGCUACUGAAACUGCUUUUCAAAGUGCUCCAAGAAAAGCGUCAUUUCACGUAGGAAGAGCAUCCUUAAAUACAUCGGUAGAAAACAUAUCAAACCAUUUCUCCAAAAAAUUUAACCGAAAUGAGUUUUUGGUAGAAAAAUGUCCGUCCAGAGAAGGAGCAAAAAGUGUCUCUUUUAAAGUGGAAAGCACAUUUUCCCUUUUGGAAGAGAUGUAUAAAUCUGAAAAUUGGCCUGCUGGAAUUACUGUACGUAAAUAUAGGCUUUUUCCAGAACAAAUAAAUGGGGAAUUUGACAAAGACUUGGCAAGAUCAAAAAAAAAUGUGAAGAGCAACUUGUGCAAGCACCAACGUAGUGCUGCUCAGACGGGCGGAGGUCCAGCAGACCCAGCCACAUUCACCACAAUUGAAAAAAGCCAGCAACUAUCAAUAGUGAUAUUGCGAUAG
Molecule: messenger RNA, 612 nt
Organism: Brassicogethes aeneus
Lineage: Eukaryota; Metazoa; Arthropoda; Insecta; Coleoptera; Nitidulidae
Source: the annotation of a GenBank genome assembly